Melitaea cinxia (Glanville fritillary) is the source of this 1742-nucleotide messenger RNA. RefSeq names its product matrix metalloproteinase-2-like. Gene Ontology annotation, biological process: collagen catabolic process; extracellular matrix organization; proteolysis. Gene Ontology annotation, molecular function: metalloendopeptidase activity; zinc ion binding. Lineage: Eukaryota; Metazoa; Arthropoda; Insecta; Lepidoptera; Nymphalidae. Gene Ontology annotation, cellular component: extracellular matrix. Bases 80 to 1696 code for a protein of 538 amino acids. The record is from RefSeq and is a predicted model, not a curated record. The transcript has 9 exons.
CUCCAGAUGCCUGUCAAAGGUCGGCUCAGUGCAGAACUGCAGACGUACUCGAACAGUCGCCUUGUCCACUCCAUGUAAAAUGGAGACACAGAAAUAUGUAAUACUCGUGUCCAUAGUCAUUGGCUACAGUCUCGCGACCGCCAAGACGAUAUUCGUUGAAGAAGAUGUGCCGAGCUUUGAAGAGAUAACUUUCAUGAAGAAGUACGGCUACCUGCCGGAGAAGCAAGAUGAUAUGGACUACGCAUACACACCGCACUCGAUUGCUGAAGCACUGAAGAAGAUGCAAUCGUUCGCUGGCCUCUCUCCAACGGGACACCUUGAUGCAGAAACUAGGAAAUUGUUUAAAAGAAGACGGUGCGGUGUGAAAGAUAUUGAAACUAAAUCAGCGGCACAGCGGAGAAGGCGCUACAUCCUACAACAAGGAUGGGGCAAGAAGGCGAUCACAUACAGAGUGGUGAACGGUUCAAGUACGCUGGAGAGAGGUCGCGUGGAGACGCUGAUGGCGGCCGGCCUGGCGGUGUGGGCGCCGCACGGUGGCUUGACGUUCGAGCAGCUCGACCGCGGGAAAGCAGACAUACAAGUCUCAUUCGCGAGCAAGGACCAUGGAGACGGGUUUCCUUUUGACGGGCCAGGUCACGUGGUCGCGCACGCGUUUCCACCGCCCCAUGGCGCCAUGCACUUCGAUGAUGACGAGCUCUGGGGUGAUAACCCUGCUGAAGAAGAUGAGGAUAUCACAGAUUUCUUCGCGGUUGCAGUUCAUGAGAUAGGCCACGCGCUAGGGCUGUCACACUCGAAUGUGAAGGCGUCGGUUAUGUACCCGUACUACCAAGUGCCCGUGGAGAAGUUGCACGAGGACGAUAUUCUUGGAAUGCAAGAACUUUAUUUGAAAGAGGACAUCCACGAAGCACUGCUGGAGAGCACGGAGCAGACUAUCGCGUCUCGUUCAUCGUUGGCACCGCGCCCGACGCUCGCCGACGAUGACAAUAAAAGCAGCGAAGACAGCAAGAGCAACGACAACAACGACAAUGAUGAAAAUGAUGACGAAGAAGGCGAUGACAACGACGUGCCCGACCUCUGCUACACCAACUACGACACCGUGCAGGUCAUACAGGAUAAGCUCUACGUUUUUGAGGAGGAGUGGGUGUGGGUUUUGUCUGCAAGAAAACAAAUAAUGGAAGGAUAUCCAAAGAAAUUUCACGACGUAUUCAUAGGACUGCCCAAACACAUUACCGUGAUCAGGACGAUAUAUGAGAAGCAGAACGGACAUAUUGUUGUGUUCUCAGGCAGAAGUUUCUGGGAGUUCAGUGCUCGGUUUCGUCUCGUGAGACGCGGUAGAAUCAGCGAGUACAAGAUACCGCCGCAGGUCUCAGAGCUGACGACCGUGUUUCUCUCCAACUACAAUAACAAGACAUACCUCAUCGAGUACGAGCGGUUCUGGAGGUUCGAUGAAGUGACAGGGACCAUGGACAGAGGUUACCCUAAAGAAAUGUCCGCGUGGAGACAGGUUCCUUAUCCUGUAGAUGCUGCUAUCAUUUGGAAAGGAGACACGUAUUUCUUCCGUGGGCCACGAUUCUGGCGUUUUGACAACACAGCGGUACGCGCUCACCCCUACUACCCGCUGCCCACCGCACAGAUCUGGUUCCCGUGCCGCCCCACUCCCGACAUGGCGCGCUACAUCACCAACGACGAGCCGUGAAAUAAAUCCAUAGUUGUUUUAAUAAAUUAAAUACAUUUAAGUGAUA